Trametes versicolor FP-101664 SS1 is the source of this 1656-nucleotide messenger RNA. RefSeq lists its product as uncharacterized. The record is from RefSeq and is a predicted model, not a curated record. The transcript has 3 exons. The coding region runs from base 868 to 1629 and encodes 253 amino acids. Lineage: Eukaryota; Fungi; Basidiomycota; Agaricomycetes; Polyporales; Polyporaceae.
CACGCCUACCCGUACCGCGCCGCAAACGCGCCCCCCGCGCCGCCCACCAGCAUCCCGCUCGACGAGAAUUUCGAUGCGGCGACGACGGCCGCGCCGUCGGAGUGGGGCCAGCGCCACGGCCGCGGCGGGGACGGGCACCCGGAGUACGACGAGAGCGUGACGGGGUACCAGAACUACGUCGUGGAGCUGGAGCGCAUGCUCGAGGGCCAGAUCGACACCGCGGCGCAGGCGCAGGCGCGCAUGCUUGAGGCGUACCGCGAGCGCGACCUCCAGCACGAGCGCGAGCAGGACCAGCAGCGGAGCCGUCGCGCCGCGAGCCCGACACCCCCACCAUCCAAUGCGCGCCCGCGCCCGCGCACGCUCAGCGUCGCUAGUGUGAGCGUCAUCCCCAAAACUCACGGAGGUGACUCGCGCCGGCGCGUCGACUGCUGGAUCGACGAGAGCGCGUGCGGACGCGGGAGCAGCCGCCCCGAAUGGCCUGCGCCGCUUACCAUGGCCCCGCCCCCUCCCCCGAUGCCAGCACCCCGGCCCACGCGGCGGCGGCAGAAGUCGCUGCCUCUGUCUCUUCCCGUCCCGCCCUCUCCGCCACUGCCGCCCCCGCCUCCGGACUACACGCGGCAUGUGAGCGGUAAGAAGGGUCGGGUGGAGCUCGUCGAGCAGCGCGUGAUCGAGGACAGCGCGGCGCGCACGAUCUCGCUCUGGCGCGAGCGAGUGGCGGCGAGUAGUGUUGGAGGGAGCGCGAGCCGGUAUGAGGAGACACAGCGGGGCGGGAACGGUGAUGAGGGGGAGGCUACUACGGCGGGGGGAAUGGGAGACGGGCGGAGCGUGGCGGGGAGCCAUGCACACCGCCGGGUGCCGUCAGGCUCGAUGAACAGCGACCCGCGCCUGCGGAGGGUUAUGAGCGAGCAUACACGCUAUGAUAACUCUGACAAGACGAGGCAUGGCAAGGGCGCGGAUGGCGGGAAACGCGAGAGACAUGCCUAUGAGCGAAGCGAGUACAUGGUUUCAUACGACCAUGCCAACGGCGGGGCACCCGUGGAGAUGCUCCCCGGAGGUCCCCAAGGAGCUGGGGGGAACAACACGCGGGACCUGCGCACGCCGUCGAGCCCAACGACGGACAGGAGGUUCGAUCGGGGCGCGCCCUCCCCAAGCCUGCGUCGGCACGCCGCCAGGAAGUCGAUGGACCGGAGCGAGUACAUGGUCUCUUACCCGCAAACGCCGCCGCACACAGACAGUCAGGGAAGUUCAGGCAGCCCAUCGGGCAUCAAGCACCCGCGGGGUGCGUUCUCCCCCGUUCCCCCAGGGCCCCCAGCAGCGGGCCCGCUCUCGCCGCUACACGGCUCGUUCCAAAACAUGCGCGACGCGCUGCCGCUGAGCCCGGCGAACACGGGCGCGGCGAAGGCGACGACGACGUCGUCCGUCGAGGCGAUCCUCGCCGCGUGCGACCCGUCGCUGCUGCACAUCGCCCCCGUGCUGCACGAGCUCGGGGUGCGGCGCGUCGACCACCUGCGCGCGAUCCCGCGGCUGAGUGAGGAGACGCGCGACCGGGAGGUGAAGGAGCAGGCGCUGCGCCGGGGCGUGUCGGUUGUGGAGUGGGCUAUCUUCUUGGAUAAGCUGCAGACGUUGUAGGAUUCUGUUUGAGAGGUUGUGGGUUUU